CGUGGCUUAGCUCCCUGAGCCUCCCUGAGCCUACCUGGCACUAGCACUCUCACUCCCACUCUUGCUUCAAUUCCUCCGUCCCAAUCAAAUCGAGUCUUCGAGUCUUUGAAGUCUACUCUUGUCGUCCAUGUCCUCGUUAGCUGGCGCACUUGACCCGGUGGACCAAGGGCUCAAGGAAGAGCCACCGCUUGAUGACAUUGACAUGCCUGCAGAAGGCGUUCUGGCAGACGACGAUGCAAGCGACGACCCCAAGGUGCAAGAUGAAGAGAUGCAAGAUCUCUUUGGCGAGGCGGACGAUAACGUCGAGGAAGUCAAGCACAACGAAACUGCAGCGGUAACACCGGCAUCGUCUGAGCCCGCGGAGCAGAUGGAUGGGAUCUCCUCUUCGGAGCGGCGGCAUAGGGAGGCAAUGGAGUAUGCUGAGGAAGAAGACGAGGAGCAGCCCCCAGAACAGAUCCUACUCGAGGCCACAGCUGCCAUACCCAACAUCCCAGUACCUCGGAGUUCUGACGGCAACUACUGGGUGAUUCGCAUGCCGAACUUUGUCAAGGUCGACUCCAAGCCGUUUCACCCAGACACGUACAUUGGCCCAGAGGGCGAAGACGAGGACGCGCAGGCUGCAGAGAGUGCGCGCGAGAAGAGCAUGACUAUCAAGCUCAAAGUGGAGAACACCGUCCGGUGGCGUUGGGUGAAGGACGAGAACGGGCAAGACCGGCGACAAUCAAAUGCGCGGAUCGUCCGUUGGUCAGACGGCACCCUCUCACUACUCCUCGGCAAGGAGCUCUUUGACAUCACGCAGACCAUCGACACCUCCGGGGCAAUCCCGCGGCAGGCCUUUGGGCCAGGCACACAAAACCAGUCACUAUCUCAGUCUCAGUCCCAGGGCACGGCCGGCCCCUCCAAGUCGCAAGGCCUCACCUACCUCGUCGCGCAGCACAAGCGCGCCGAGAUCCUGCAGUCCGAGGCGCUCGUCACGGGCUACAUGUCCCUGCGGCCGACGGGCAUGCAGAGCAGCACGCACCGCAUGCUCGUGCGCGCGGUCGGGCAGAAGCACACGAAGGUCGCGCGGCUGCGGAUGGCGCCCGACCCGGUCAUGGACCCGGAGCGCGAGAAGCUAGAGAUGAUGAAGGCCGCGUCGCGCAAGCCGCGCCGCCCGCGCGGCGAGGGCGACGACGGCUUCGGCGGGCGCAAGCGGCGCAGUGGGUACACGCGCAGGAAGACGGGCGACGAGAUGUGGAGCGACGAGGACGAGGACGAGGCGGUGUAUGGGGGUGGGAGUGAGGACGAGUACGGCGAGGAGCCAUCCAGCGCGCGGAAGCGGCGGAAAGGCGAGAAGGAGGACGGGAAGAAGGGCCCUGGGGAGUAUCAGACGGACGACUUCGUUGUCGCGGACUCAGACGAGGAUGCAGACGCGUACGGUUCAGACGAUGCUGCUGUCUCGAAAAAGCGCACCAAGCGCCACCGGGAGGAGCGGGAGCCAGCGGAGGAGGAUAACCUGGAACGGAUGGAGAAGCAGAUUGAGGAGGAAGAGCGCAGACGCAGGCGGGACGGCGGCCCCGUUGGCGCUGACGCUGACAAGGAGGCUAGCAUGGACGUCGAGAGCGAAGAGGAAGACGAGGACGGAGCGGUUCGCAGACGCACGGCAGGUGGCUCGAGGAAGAAGAGAGUGAUUGAGAUGGAAGAAGAGGAAGAGGAAUGA
Rhodofomes roseus is the source of this 1699-nucleotide messenger RNA. Its product is annotated as Leo1-domain-containing protein. The coding region runs from base 128 to 1699 and encodes 523 amino acids. Gene Ontology annotation, molecular function: RNA polymerase II C-terminal domain phosphoserine binding. Gene Ontology annotation, cellular component: nucleus; Cdc73/Paf1 complex. The record is from RefSeq and is a predicted model, not a curated record. Lineage: Eukaryota; Fungi; Basidiomycota; Agaricomycetes; Polyporales; Fomitopsidaceae. Gene Ontology annotation, biological process: transcription elongation by RNA polymerase II; positive regulation of transcription elongation by RNA polymerase II. The transcript is spliced from 4 exons.